AUGAUAGGGCCAAACAUAUUCCAAACAACAACAACAACCCAUCAUAACAACAACAACCCUGAGGAUGAUGAUAUAGCCAGUGUUACUAGUAAUAACAAUCAUAUCAUUAACAACAAUACUCUCUCGUCCAACUCGAUCCCUCAUAACAACACCAACAUGGAUGAAAACAAAUCGUGUUUCACUCCGUCCCUUCUUCCCUCUUCACCUUCCAAAGUGCCAACAUCAACAACGACAUUUAUGGACCCAUCAACAACAACCACUACUACUACGACUUCUACCUCUUCAACAACAAUAACCAACAAUAUCAAAGACCUUGUACAAGUGGAAGAGAAGGACCAAGAAAAUAUCCUUCGUCUGGCUGCCCAUCCCGAACCACUUCCCGCCACCAACAACAACAAUAACAACGAUCAUCAUGAUGAACACACACAAAAAGGGAGUCGUACACAUGUAGCUGCAAAAACAACAGAAGAGGAGGUUGCAUAUUCUCCCACACGUGAUUUAUUGUCUAACAGUAGUAGCAUCACGGCUCCUACGAGCAAUACGAUACCACCACCUUUGAACACAACAAAACCUACACCACUCUCUCCCAGUAAACCCUUAUCUAGCCUCAUCAAUAAUUCUCAUCAUCACCAUCAUGGCACAACGGAGAUGAUCACCCCUUCAUCAGGUGGUGGCGUUGGCUCUGGAAAAAACGGAAAAGUUGGACUCUCGAUCCCUCCUUUGAAUUUAUCGAGCAAUAGACAUCAUCAUCAACAUACCCAAAGUGAUUUUGGUAGCUCUCGUUCUUCAUCCACUAAUUCUCAAACACCUCAUCAUCAUAGUGUAACAUUUUCCGGAUUGCAUACAUCAUCAUCAACAGGAAGGCUAUCCGAAUCGGGAAGACAAUCUGAUGCUUCUAUAUCUUCGCCUGGAGAUUCUUCCUCUUCAUCAUCGACCACCUCUACCACAUUCUCCCCAUUCUCUCAACAACAACAGCAGCAACAGACCCAAACCCAUCGAUCAAAUCAAAUUUCUCAGCAACCAUCACAGAACAACAAUCAGUCCAAAUCAAACCCUCCCACACCCCAAAAUGGCACUUACAGCUCCUCCUCUUCAGAACCAUCAUCAGUUUUUACGCCGUCCAAUUCGGAAGGAAGAGAAUUCUCAUCCUCUUCGACAGAGUCUUCCAAUGUUACUCCGUUACUGCUGAAACGAUAUGGCAGUGGCUCGAGUCCAAGCUUUGGAAAUACUGGCCACAUCAUUCAUGGACAUUACCACAGUCGUCAACAGCAGCAACAAGGAGGACAAGCUCCACACGAUCAUAGUGUACCAAAAAUUCAACAACGGCGUGGCCAAUACUUUCCACAUGAUCGUUUCAAAAUUGUCAUGAAUGAUUUCACAAUUCAAAUCACAGAGAAGAAUAAUGAAGCAGCCAUUGUAGAGGAGUAUACAGAGCUCAAAUCUUUGGGACGAGGUGGACAAGCUACUGUUUUUUCUGCUCUCGAAAAGUCAACAGGAGAACGAGUAGCUUUGAAAAUCAUUAAUGCUGGUGGAAACUCGGCACAAUUAUGGAAUGAGUUUAAUAUUUUGAGAGUAAUGAAACAUCCGUCAAUUAUUCCAGUUUGGAGGCUAUAUGAGACAAAAAACAUUUUCAACUCGACCAUUGUGUUGACAAUGCCAGUUUACAUUCAUGGAGAUUUAACUGGUUUUAUCACCAAGUUUGCUCCUCAUUGCGAACCAAAAAAUCCUUUCACGACUCAGUGUAUUAUUGACAUGGUACUUCAAAUCACGGAUGCAAUCCAAUACACACAUUCUAAAGGAAUCAUUCACAGAGAUUUGAAACCUGACAACCUGUUCAUUUCUAGUCUAGAAGUUGAUAAAAAGAAUAAGAAAGAGAUCACUUCAUGCAAAGUCACGCUGGGAGAUUUUGGUUUAUCGAAAAAUAUUCAGCAGUCCAUGGCAGUAUCAGUGGUGGGAACGUUUGGUUGGAUGAGUCCCGAUCAUUUAAAUGCUACAUUUUCUUACAAAACCGAUAUGUGGAGUUUAGGUUGUAUAAUAUAUUAUUUAAUUAGUCUUGAUCAAGCGCUUCUGAACACAAACGCACUGAUUAAUGAAAAUCACAAUUCUCACAAAGUGAAAAUGGUUGAAAAGAUGAAACAGAGAAUGAACUCGAUAUCGUUGCCUCAGAAUUUUGAGCAGUUAAUUGACAUUGUAGUAAAUAAGCUGUUACAAAAGAAUCCGGACGAUAGAAUUUCUUCACAUGAAUUCUUUUGGGAUUAUUUAAUACCGUGGAGAUAUCAAAUUGAUGAGGGCGAACUUACAGAGUUGACAACUAAGAGUGGAUAUUAUAAAUGGAGAGGGACAUUUGUUACGAAACGAAAAGUAACAGCAGAUCAGUUUAAAACUCUGAUACAGCUUAGAGAUAUUCAAUAUGUCACUCGUAUUCUUGGAUUUUUUACAAAAUUUGAUACCAUCACCCAACAGGAAGAGAUUUUUGUGAUACACAAACCGCAAGGAAUUAAUUUGAAAGAAUACUUGGUGCCUUCGAAUCCUAGAUAUGUUUCAUUGCAUGACAAGCUGGAAAUUUUGCUGAAAAUAGCGACUUCGAUUGAAGAAAUUAAUAGAAAUACCGAUAUUCAGUUUAUUAUCAAGUUGGAUGCUACCAAGAUAUUUAUUGAUGAUCAUGGAGAGGUCAUUCUAUCAAUUUUGGAUGCUAUUGAAGUGCAGCAACAGCCCAUGGAAAAGGAUAACAUUUAUAACUUGUAUUUUUUCAGUUUGGAUCUUUUGGAUGAGUGCAGAGAAAUUUAUAAUUAUCCAUUCGAAGAAGCCUAUGACCUUUGCUAUCAACAACAUGGCUCUGAGUUUGUGGAUUUCCCUAGGUUACUUGUUUUUGUUUUUAACGGAUCGAUAGUAACUCAUCCAAGCAAGUAUUCCAUGGCCUACGUGUCACAAAAACUUUUUUCUCAACUCUACUCGACUCAUCGAUUUCCAGCAGAUAGAUACCCUGAUCGAAAAGACAGUGUGACCUCAACUGUGUCUUCGACUACCUCUCCUGUUAGCCUCACUCCUCCAACAGAUGCUCCUCUUAUCAACAUUAGUCAGUCUCCUCCAUCUUCAAACCUCUCCAUUAUUACUCAGACUUUAGAGGCUGAAAGGUUAAGUCCAGAGGAGCAAUUUCACUGUUCUCAUCAAAAGAUCAAGGAAAUGAUACGAGCCAACUCAGUGAGGCACAUUUUGAAAGCAUACCACAUCGGUAGAGAUGGAACAGAUAAGAAAUGGGCUAAAAUUAUUAAGGACGAGGAGGAAGACCAUGAAGAAACUGUUGAAACCUAUGAUGAACAUGUUUACAACAGUUUGCAAAAUUAUCAACUGCACUCAGUUACCUCUAGCACCUCGUGCACGGAUGUGGGAACAUCUAAAAAGAAUCCAGAGUUGGUGAACGUAUCUAUUGAAUGUCUUAGUUUCCAACCAAACCUCUUUAGAGAUUAUUUUAAUGGAAAGCAAAUGGAGCCUCUCUAUUUAUAUUGGUAUCUUAUUGACAUCAAACAAAAACGAAGAAUUUCAGAGACUUUUUGUUGUGAUAUUAACACAAAGCAAAUGAAGCAACUGUUGGGUGACACUGCUGAGGACGACGAUCCACUUUCUGUUAAAAGAAGUCGAUGUUCAGGCUAUGAAGUGGAUUCUAGCAACUCUGAUAUCAUGGUAUUAUUUAUUGUAUCAAAAACUCUUCAAGGAAACGAUUUCAUAGAUUCUUAUAUCAAACCAUCCAAAAACAAGCUCACGGAAGAAAAAUUUUCAAAAGUAUUGAAUGGAUUGUUGCCACAAUUACAAAAUUUCCAGCAAGAUUUUGCUUGGGCCUGUGAGCCAUUAUUUGAUUUUGAAGGAAAUCUAAUUCUUCCAAAGGAGAUUGAAACAUUUUAUUAUAUGGAUGAAGUUCGAAAUGAACACUCCUUCUAUGAAUUCUUUGAAAAACGAGAUGUUAAAAAGGAAAAGAUUGUGCCUAUGACUUUAAAGCUUCACUGUGAAAUGAGUAAGCCAUAUGAAACAACCCCUGUAACAAAAUCUGAUAGCCUAACUGAACUGGAUGCCAAUGUUGAUCUCAAAAACACGUCAUUUUACUUGAAACAAACAGCAAACACUAAUAACGGAUCAUACAUGUGUAAGAUGUUCACAUUUGCUCCUAACUUUAUGAGCUCAUUGACAGACAGCAAUAAUUUAUAUGUUUAUCCUCAGUCUAUUACAUUUAAGCGGCGAUCUUUAUUUUUGAGAGACAAUAUGUCGAUUGGAAUUAUUGUAAAAUUUAAGCGAGAUGACAAGGAACUGAGCGGAGAAGGCGAGAAAGUAUUUAUCCGAAAGAAUAACAAAACAUUUAACGAAGGUUAUUCCACCGUUUCUUACCAUUGCAGCAGUCCAGAGUUUAAUGACGAAAUCAAAGUUCAAUUACCAGAACAUCUUACUUCAAGCGAUCACUUCCUCUUCACAUUUGUUGAUAUUGAUUGCGACGAUGAUCAAAAGUCUAUGCACGUCAUUGGAUAUGCAUCUUUCAUGCUUUUAGGAAAACAUGGCCUUCUUGCUACACAUGGUAAACAAGCACUGAUGAUUUACAAAAAGCUGCCUCUAAAGAAUUAUCUGCACGGAAUGGAAGAAGGAAAAAAGUCAGGAGAGUUCAAAGUUGAUUUCCAAGCAAUCUCUACUUUGUAUACUACCGAUAUUAACUUGUAUGAAUUCUUUUCUGCAACCGAAUUGGUCAAAGUUAUGAAAAAUAUUUAUGGAGAUUCUGUGACUGAAGUCCAAAAGAAUAUCAAUCAAAAAUUGAAAAAUUUGGAACGAGUAGUAGACUUUAGAAAUUUAAUCCAAUACAUGCCACAAAUCAUGGAUGUACUUUUGCUAAUGAUAACAUUGAAGCAAUAUCCACAGGUACAAAUUCAGGCUUUUGAUCUUCUAAACUCAUAUCUUGAUGGAUUGAAGAAAACUGAGAGGAAUACAGGUCAAUACAUCGAAAGGUAUAUCAAGGAAUCAUUUGUGAACAACAAAGAGUCCACUGGAUUUUUAUUUGAACAACUCUUGAAGAGAUUUGUAAGACAUUUGGAUGACGAACAAAAACAAAGAGCUGAACGAAAGAGUGAUGCGUUUACCAACAUGUCGGUUUACAAUUUGCUUUCCUCUGGAGAUGCAUUUCUUAUCAAAUUACCAAAUGAUAGCUUGCUCAUAGAGAAUAGUUCUAUUUAUUUCCAAUUAAUUGAGAAAUCUCUCAUUCUCUAUAUGCACAGUAACAGGCUGUUAAACCAACAUCACUCCUCGACGAAUCCUUUGAGACAUUUAAAGAAAAAGAAGGAUGACUUACCAGGACCUUUCACUCAAAUUGUAGAUUUACUUUCUGAGCUGAGAACUCUCGUUUUAAAGGAAUGCAAGUUCAGAUAUUUGACGACAAUGCAAAUGGCUAAGGUAUUGGUUGCUUCAUAUGCACAGCUUUUGACUGGAAUGUUAAAUCUCGUAGAUAAGGGCUUCAUCAUCACAGAAAUUGAAAUGUUUUUGGAUGAAUUCUUACCUUCAAAAGAUCAACAAUUCGAACAAUUCCAAGAGCUUAAGAACAUAUUUUUAAAACAAAUCGCAAGCUAUGAUCAUUUACUUGUGUUAUGUUUGUCCUAUAACGAUAGCAACUGCUUGCAAUAUGUCAAGAAGAAUGGAAACUACAUUGUUUAUCAUAUGUGUGACAACCAUUACAUGUCUGGAAUAUUUAUCAAGAGAUUCCUUUUAGACACUUUACACAAACAACGAAAGGUUCGAGAAAAAGCUGCACAAACAUUUUGCUUCUUGCUUUCCCGACAUGAAUAUGACAGUAGAUACCAAACGAAGGACGCAAGACGAAAGAUUGCCUCUCUUUACUUCCCAUUCAUCAUUAUCAUUUGUGAUCUUUGGAAAACGUAUGAAGAACUCACAAAAGCAGACGCUCCAUCGAAAAAUCCUAGCUCUGAAAAGAGACCCGAGGCACAAACACUUCUCGUUUGUUUCUUACACAUUUUACUCAACACAAGAAAAAAAGUAUUUCGUGAAUGGUGGAAACAAGAAGUACCAGAAAGAAAACGAACUUUUAUCAAGAUUUUGUCUUCCAUUCCGAAACUCUUCCGAUAUUCUGACACAAAAACGAGUUAUACCUCCAAUGACGAAGACUCUAUGGAUGAAAGUUUUAUGACAUCCACUCCAAGAAGUAGCAGCUUGAAAGCUCCAAUGUCAAUUCCAAAAGAACCUCUUUCUCCAAGAGGAACCAAACGUGCGAACACAGUCAAGGACACAGUUGGAAGAAAGAGUUUUGGAAUUCCCUUCUCCAAAGAUGAUAGCCAUUAUGAAACCAAAAAACCAAGCAUGUCACGUUUUUCAUCUCCCAAUGUCAACAAGCUUGCUCAUAGAACAUCUGUCAGCAUUUUGAGAAGUCAACAAUCGAGUUAUUCACAACUUUUCCGUGGAGAUUCAAAGAAAAAAGCAAGAGAGCAACAAAAUCGUUGGAAACGAAUUCUCUCGAUUCAAGCUAGUAUUGCCUCACUGCGAAUCAUUUCAUGGAUCUUUGAAGAAGACAAGAACUCAACGGAUGAUCUCAUUUCCGAUAUCUCUUACAUUAAGCUGUUCUUGGAAUUCUUCUUUACUCAUAUGGAAGUCGAACAAUCAGAAACAACGUAUAACAUUGUGUUCCAACUUUUAGCUCUCUUUGUUAAAAUUUACAAAAUUAAUGGAUUUUAUUACUCGAGAGAGGAGGUUGUGAAAAAAGUGAACGAGUUUGGUACACGAUCUCCAGUGGAGACCAUGAAAAUGUUAGCUCUCUCUUUCACCAAAUGGAUGAAACUUGUUCAACAAAACGAACCCGUUCCCUUCUCUAAUGCUGUGAAUCGACAAGCGUCGUAUAAUUUUACUGUGAAACCUCUCGAUCGAACCAAAUCAUCGGUGGCAACAAAAUUCGAUGGAACUCUCAACAUUUCUGAUUUAUUGUGGAAUAUUAAAAUUCGAUACAAGGAGAGACAAUAUGUAGAACAAUUGAAAUCAUGGCUAAAUAGUCAACCGCCAGAUGUGAUCACUGCUGUCGAAUUUUUGGAAAAGGAAUUUGUCAAGUACAUGUAUCCUGAUGAUUUUGCUUCCAAUAAUGAACCAAGUACAAACGCUGAAGAACAGGGAGAUGAUCAAGAAGAUGUGCUGAGUGUUAAUUCAGAAGAUGGUGGCGAAGAAAUUUCUAUUUUCCAAGCCUUACGACAACUGUAA
Messenger RNA from Naegleria lovaniensis, 7227 nucleotides. RefSeq lists its product as uncharacterized. Gene Ontology annotation, molecular function: guanyl-nucleotide exchange factor activity; protein kinase activity; ATP binding. Lineage: Eukaryota; Heterolobosea; Eutetramitea; Acrasida; Naegleriidae. The record is from RefSeq and is a predicted model, not a curated record. Gene Ontology annotation, biological process: protein phosphorylation; small GTPase-mediated signal transduction; positive regulation of GTPase activity. Bases 1 to 7227 code for a protein of 2408 amino acids. The transcript has 6 exons.